This is a messenger RNA of Electrophorus electricus (electric eel), 480 nucleotides long. The record is from RefSeq and is a predicted model, not a curated record. Lineage: Eukaryota; Metazoa; Chordata; Actinopteri; Gymnotiformes; Gymnotidae.
AUGGCAUAUGCUUCCAUCGAAAAUGUAUGUUUGUUAAAAGAUCUUAAACAUGGAUUAAAGAAUGUUAAUGUCGUUUUCAUCGUGUUGGAAAUAGGUCGUGUGACUAAGACCAAGGAUGGCCACGAGGUGCGCUCCUGUAUGGUGGCUGACAGGACAGGUAGCAUUACCCUGUGUGUGUGGGAUGAAGUGGGAGGUCUCCUACAGCCUGGAGACAUCAUCCGGCUUUCACGUGGAUAUGCGUCACUUUUCAAAGGUUGCCUCACACUCUACAUUGGGAGGACGGGGGAGCUCCAUAAAGUUGGAGAGUUUUGCAUGGUUUUUUCGGAAGUUCCAAACUUCAGUGAACCCAACCCAGAGGUGCUGGCCCAGAUCAGUCAGAACAACCAAGGGAAUAAACCUGUCAAAGCAGAUGUUCAGAGUAACACAGCUGCCAUUCAGAAAACUCCACCAGGACCUGCAGGUCAGGGGGGGCGGGAGUGA